Salvelinus namaycush (lake trout) is the source of this 2577-nucleotide messenger RNA. RefSeq names its product potassium voltage-gated channel subfamily H member 8-like. Gene Ontology annotation, molecular function: voltage-gated potassium channel activity. The record is from RefSeq and is a predicted model, not a curated record. Gene Ontology annotation, cellular component: membrane. The transcript has 15 exons. Lineage: Eukaryota; Metazoa; Chordata; Actinopteri; Salmoniformes; Salmonidae. The coding region runs from base 1 to 2577 and encodes 858 amino acids. Gene Ontology annotation, biological process: regulation of membrane potential; potassium ion transmembrane transport.
AUGCCUGUGAUGAAAGGAUUACUUGCGCCUCAGAACACGUUUCUAGACACCAUAGCCACACGGUUUGACGGCACACACAGCAACUUCAUCCUGGCUAAUGCCCAGGUGUCCAAGGCCCAAGGCUUCCCCAUCGUCUACUGUUCUGAUGGCUUCUGUGAGCUCACAGGCUUCUCCCGCGCUGAGGUCAUGCAGAAGAGCUGUGCCUGUAAGUUCCUGUAUGGCCCAGAGAGCAGCGAGACCAUCAUCCUCAGCAUCGACGACGCCCUGGAUGAACGGAAGGACUUCAAGGAAGAAAUCAUGUUCUACAAAAAGGCUGCGUCAUUGUUCUGGUGCCUGCUGGAAAUUGUCCCCAUUAAGAAUGAGAAGGGAGACGUGGUGCUCUUCCUGGCUUCAUUUAAAGACAUCACAGACAACAAGGCCAAGGCCAUCCCAGAGGGCAAGAGAGAAGAGCGCCGACAAGGGCGUCUGAAAACUGGCUCUUCGUUCAGUUCGACUCGUCUGCGGAGCAGUACUGUACUCUACCACAUCUCUGGUCACCUCCACAGCAAAGACAACAAGAAGAGGAAGAAGAGCAAGAUCAAACUCAAUAAGAAUGUGUUUGGGGACCCCCCUGCUCUGCCGGAGUACAAGGUGGCGGACGCCAAGAAGUCCAAGUUUAUCUUGCUUCACUUCAGCACCUUCAAGGCGGGUUGGGAUUGGCUGAUCCUGCUGGCCACCUUCUACGUUGCCGUGACAGUGCCCUACAACGUCUGCUUCAUCGGAGACGAUGACCUCACCAGGAGCACUACAGUCAGCGACAUCGCUGUGGAGAUACUCUUUAUUAUAGACAUUGUGUUCAGUUUCCGUACCACGUACGUGAGUAAGUCUGGUCAGGUGAUUUUCAGUGCACGGUUGAUCUGCAUCCACUACAUGACCACGUGGUUCAUCAUUGACCUGGUCGCCGCGCUGCCCUUUGACCUCCUCUAUGCCUUCAAAGUCAGCGUGGUAUCAGUAGUCCACCUGUUGAAGACAGUGCGUCUGCUCCGGCUGCUGCGUCUGCUCCAGAAGAUGGACCGGUACUCCCAGCACAGCACUGUGGUUCUCACCCUGCUCAUGUCCAUGUUCGCCCUUCUGGCCCACUGGAUGGCCUGUAUCUGGUACGUCAUCGGCAAGAAGGAGAUGGAGGCCAACGCCUACUCCUGGGACAUCGGCUGGCUCCAUGAGUUGGGGAAGCGUCUAGAGUCUCCCUACGACCCCCUGGGGGAAGUGAACGGGACGGGGCUGAGCGGACCUUCUCUGAGGAGUGUCUACAUCGCUUCUCUCUACUUCACCCUGUCCAGUCUGACCAGCGUGGGCUUCGGCAACGUGUCGGCCAACACCGACGCUGAGAAGAUCUUCUCUAUCUGCACCAUGCUCAUCGGAGCGUUGAUGCACGCCCUGGUGUUUGGUAACGUGACGGCCAUUAUCCAGCGGAUGUACUCUCGCUGGUCCCAGUACCACACCCGCACCAAGGACCUGAAGGACUUCAUCCGAGUCCACCACCUGCCCCAGGGCCUCAAACAGCGCAUGCUGGAGUACUUCCAGACCACAUGGUCUGUCAACAACGGCAUCGACUCCAACGAGUUGUUGAAGGACUUCCCAGAUGAGCUGCGCUCUGACAUCACCAUGCACCUGAACAAGGAGAUAUUGGAGCUGUCGCUGUUUGCCUCGGCCAGCAGGGGGUGCCUGCGCUCCCUGUCCCUGCACAUCAAGACAACGUUCUGUGCCCCUGGGGAGUACCUGCUGCGCCAGGGGGACGCCCUGCAGGCCAUCUUCUUUGUCUGCUCUGGGUCCAUGGAGGUGCUGAAGGACGGCAUGGUGCUGGCUAUACUGGGUAAGGGUGACCUGAUCGGGGCCAACAUGUCUAUAGAUGACCGGGUGAUAAAGACCAAUGCAGAUGUGAAGGCCCUAACCUACUGUGACCUGCAGUGUAUCAACCUGAGUGGUCUGUAUGAGGUACUGGACCUCUACCCAGAGUACACCAGCCGCUUUGUCCAAGACAUCCAGCUGGACCUCACAUACAACCUGAGGGAGGGACACGAGUGCCAUGUCAUAUCCAGAUUGUCCACCAAACCAUUGGACACACAGACAGAGGGGAGAGGCAACGGACGAGUGAUCCAGUGCUAUCCAUCCAUCAUUGAGAACCAGGAGGAAGAGGAGGAGGAAGAUGAGUUGGCAUCUGUAUCUCCGGGAUUGGUGCGGAACAGCGUCCUGUACACCAGAGAGGUGUCUUCUGUGAAGUCUCCACCGGGUAGAGCCGGGAUGGCGAGAGAGUUGCACAGCGGCAGAGAAGUAACACACCAGAGCACUAGGAAACUGAGGAAGAAGAUCCAGAUCCGCCAGAAAGCUCUCACCACGCUAGACCCCUCCAACCUCAGCCCUAGGGUUGUGGACGGUACAGAGGAUACUGAAGUAAUGGUGCAGGGCAUCCUCAUGCAGUUCCAGCAGGACUUUUACAGGAUCAAAGAGAGAGCACAGCAGAUUAAGCUCUCCCUCUGUGACGACUCCCCAAUCCUGAGUGAGUCUGAUCACACCUCUUCAAACUGUCCUACAGACUAG